AUGUGGCUCUACCUGGCGGCUCUCACAGGCCUGUUCUAUAUUGUGCGCUGGUACCGGGAGAGGCAGGUGGUGAGCCACCUCCCAGACAAGUAUGUGUUCAUCACAGGCUGUGACUCAGGCUUUGGGAACCUGCUAGCCAGACAGCUGGAUGCGCGAGGCUUGAGGGUGCUGGCUGCGUGUCUGACGGAGAAGGGGGCCAAGCAGCUGAGGGGCCAGACGUCAAACAGGUUGGAGACGGUGACCCUGGAUGUCACCAAGACAGACAGCGUCACUUCAGCAGCCCAGUGGGUGAAGGAGCACGUGGGGGACAGAGGACUCUGGGGCCUGGUGAAUAAUGCUGGCGUCUCCAUGCCCAUUGCACCCAAUGAAUGGCUGACGAAAGAGGACUUUGCGACCGUCUUGGACGUGAACCUGUUGGGGCUGAUCGAUGUGACUCUGAACCUGCUGCCCUUAGUAAGGAAGGCGAGGGGCCGUGUGGUCAACGUCUCCAGCAUCAUGGGCCGGGUGUCACUUUGUGGUGGGGGCUACAGCAUCUCCAAGUAUGGCGUGGAGGCCUUCUCGGACUCCCUCAGAAGGGAGCUGUCCUACUUUGGGGUGAAGGUUUCCAUGAUCGAGCCUGGUUACUUCAAGACUGGUAUGACCAGUGUUCAGAGACUCAUAAAGAAUCUCCAGGAGAUAUGGAACCGUGCCAAGCCAGAGAUCAAGCAGAUCUAUGGAGAAAAGUUUUUUGCAUUCUACAUGAAAGCAACUGAAUUAAUGGAGCCACAGUACUGGCAGGAUCUGCCCUUGGUGACGGACUGCAUGGAGCAUGCGCUGAUUGCCUGCCACCCCCGCACGCGCUACUCCCCUGGCUGGGAUGCCAAGCUUCUCUACCUUCCCAUGAGUUACAUGCCCACCUUCCUGGUAGAUGCUUUGUUCUACUUAGGCAGUCCAAGGCCAGCAAAGGCCCUGUGA
Carlito syrichta (Philippine tarsier) is the source of this 954-nucleotide messenger RNA. Its product is annotated as retinol dehydrogenase 16-like. The transcript has 4 exons. The record is from RefSeq and is a predicted model, not a curated record. Lineage: Eukaryota; Metazoa; Chordata; Mammalia; Primates; Tarsiidae. Gene Ontology annotation, molecular function: oxidoreductase activity. The coding region runs from base 1 to 954 and encodes 317 amino acids.